Messenger RNA from Ricinus communis (castor bean), 3118 nucleotides. Its product is annotated as transcription factor bHLH110. The record is from RefSeq and is a predicted model, not a curated record. Gene Ontology annotation, cellular component: nucleus. Gene Ontology annotation, molecular function: protein dimerization activity; DNA-binding transcription factor activity, RNA polymerase II-specific; RNA polymerase II cis-regulatory region sequence-specific DNA binding. Gene Ontology annotation, biological process: regulation of transcription by RNA polymerase II. The coding region runs from base 1287 to 2891 and encodes 534 amino acids. The transcript has 8 exons. Lineage: Eukaryota; Viridiplantae; Streptophyta; Magnoliopsida; Malpighiales; Euphorbiaceae.
UAUUUGAUCACUUCCAUGCAGUUUAAUCGUUGGUUUUUAUUGUUUUAUUUAGCUAAGCUGUCUUUCUGCAUGAAUUAGUUUUACUAAUAUUUGUCUAUUUGAUCAUGAUAUUUACUGUUUUGUUUAAUGAUUUUCUUAUUUUUUUCUUUUCUUUUUUCUCUUUUCUGGAUUAAGUUGAUUGAUUCACUGCUCUUAACUAGCUAGUAGCUAGGGUUGAUCAUGGUUGUGGAGGUUUAUUUUUGCUGAAUAAAUAAGAGGAAUAUAGGAAAGGGGAAAUUUUUCUCAAUCUUUAAUUCCAUAUAUGUAUGGCUGAGAUGAGAUUCUUCUAGUGUAGUGGAGUAAUAUGCUUAAUUUUGGCUUUCAUUUGUUGAUUAAUACAUUAUGAUUGUUAUGUCUUUCUAAUUCCAUAUGAAAUUACAUUGUUGAAAUGAAAUCUUUUCAUGCCCAUUGUAUAUGGAUUUCUUUUUGUUUUCUGAUUAGGAUUAUUGCCUGCACAUAUUAGAAAUUGGAAUUCUGUAGUUUGUAUUCAAUCAUGUGUACUGUUUCCUUUUGUUUUUGUUUCUCUUGGUUUUUCCUUUUCAUUUUGGUUUAUGCAGAACAUAAUAAAUACAUAGUAUAGUUAACCUAUUUUUUCGGAAGGAAUUAAGCAGUACUAUGUUUUUAUUCUUACUUGUAUCCAAAAGAUGAAACUUGAUAUUGUAAGUAGCUCUGCUAAGCUGCCAAGCUAAUAUAGAGGUUCUUCCUUCUACAAACGGAAAAGAAAUUGCACGCGUCGAGUGGAUUAGAGAGGGUAGGGUUCCUCUACAAACCAUUCGGGCUAAAAUUGAUUAUUGUUCAUAUACAGUUAGAACCAUUUAUGGGGUAUUAGGCAUAAAAAUUUGGACAUUUCUAGACAAAAAAUAAUAAACCCUUACUUGACUUGUCUUUAGCGAACUCGCCUUGGGCAAAAACGUAUUAGUGGCUUAUAUGCCGUGGGAAGGUUACAAUUUUGAGGAUGCGGUACUCAUUAGCGAACGUCUGGUAUAUGAAGGUAUUUAUACUUCUUUUCACAUACGGAAAUAUGAAAUUCAGACUCAUGUGACAAGCCAAGGACCUGAAAGGAUCACUAAUGAAAUACCGCAUCUAGAAGCCCAUUUACUCCGAAAUUUAGACAAAAAUGGAAUUGUGAUGCUAGGAUCUUGGUUCUUGAGAGAUACAUCAGAAACAUAAAAGAGAAACAAAGGAGUUUUUGCUGCAGAGCAGCUGAGUAUUCUGAGAAUCACUAGAUCAAUUGAUAGUGGCUAGUGAUGGAUGAGUAUAUUGAUCGUCUUUUCUCUUCCUCUCCUUGGGCAGAUGGAGAUGCUAAGGAGAGAUCAUGUUGGGACUAUAGUGAAACUGGUCAACUAAAUGUCUCGGUUUCCACUUCACUAAGACUGCAUGAAAAUGACAAAGGAAAUUCGCUCUUAAGUGUGACUAGUUCAGAACAAAAUAUAGAUUGUUUACCCGCUCAAGAUACUCCAUCACUUGGUCUUGAUAGUGAGUCAGAUUAUGUUGUUGACAAAGGUUUAUUUUCUGGGAAAGCUCAAUCACAAAAGGAGGGUCAGAACUGCAAUCAUGACCCCUCCCCAAUGAUAAAUGGCAGCUUAAAAAUGAAAAAUAUGGGCCUGCAAUAUGACACAGCUCUUCCUACACUAAAUUCUGUGGGUCUUAGUUAUUCAAAGCAACUUCCAGUGCUUGAUGAUUUAACAUCACCUCUUUCCUUUACUAAGGCAAACCGUGCUGGGCUCAAUGACAGUGCAAGAUUCGAGUACCAGAGAUCCUUCAAAGAUGUGCAGAAUCCAUCAUCUAUGACUCAAUUGUGGCCUUCAACAUCUUUUGAGGAUGUUUCUUCUUUGUCUGCUGCUAUGGGACAAGAUACAACACAACAAUUCGACCUUCAAGGAAAUUUAGGAGAUGAUUUGGACUUUUUGGGAAGAAGAUACAUAAGCAUGGAUAACAUUCUGCAACUUGAUAAGUUGUCUGCAUCAGUUGUCUCAAAGGACAAGGAAAAUUUGCAAGGCUAUCCUUUAUCUCGUUUCACAGUUGGUUCCAAUAUGACAAUGACAACAAAUGGAGUAUCAUAUCUGUCACAGACUGCAUCAACUGCUCCUGCUGCCAGCUGCAAUGGAACUGGAAAGCCUCGUGUGAGGGCACGUCGUGGUCAGGCUACUGAUCCACACAGUAUAGCUGAAAGGCUUCGAAGGGAAAAAAUUGCUGAAAGGAUGAAGAAUCUGCAAGAACUUGUACCUAAUUCUAGUAAGGUUGAUAAGGCAUCUAUGCUUGAUGAGAUCAUAGAGUAUGUCAAAUUUCUUCAGCUCCAGGUGAAGGUUCUUAGCAUGAGCAGGCUAGGAGCCACAGGAGCAGUCAUUCCUCUCAUCACAGAUGGUCAAGCUGAGGGUUCUAACAGUCUGUCACUCUCAACAUCAGCUGGUCUUGGAAUCGAUGUUGCUCCAUCUUCAGACCAAAUUGCCUUCGAGCACGAAGUACUGAAGCUCUUGGAAUCCAAUGUGACUAAGGCCAUACAAUAUCUUCAAGGUAAAGGCUUCUGCCUCAUGCCAAUAGCUCUUGCUGCUGCCAUAUCCAGUGGAAAGGCAUCAUUAUCCUGCAACAGUCCUGAUGACAAGAAGAAAAUUAGAUUCAACACUGAUAUUGUUCAUGAUAACAACGGCAGCAGUCGCAGUAGCAGCAGCAGCAGUUGCAACUUCUCUGGCACUGAGACCUGUCAAGUGUCCUACGACUGCAACAUUAUGACUGAGCAGCUCGGAAGUAAAGGCAUGGUAGGCAACGGUUGCAAUGGGAUUCUCAAGCUAGAAGAUGCAAAGAACCAAUUUUUGAGAGAACUGAAACCUAAGAUAGUUAGCAAUCUCGGUUAAUGGCCAGUUUUCGAAGCUAUUUGAGGUAGAUCCCGAAUUAAUAAGACCACUGGGACACAUUUCUUUGCUGUUGCUUUACUUUUACCGUGUUUUGAAAAUGAAUCAGUUGGUGCAUUCUGAAAAACACAUACACGCAGUCAUACGAAUGUACAUGCACUUUUCUUUAUCCAUCAUCGAGCAAUGGGAGAUGGUGAUAUUGCACGUUGGUAAUGUCAUUUUCUGUUCAA